AUGGCAUCAUUUACCAAAAUAGGGAUGCUGCUCAUGGCCACCUCGAAAAGACCUCCGGCUAACUACUUUUCCUCUUUCAGCCGAGGAAAGCCAUCACUUGUAUCAGAAGCCUGCCUCUCUACAGCCGCUGCUGCAGGUGGCAUGAAACCUGAACCACCACUUAAUCAGUAUUCUACUAUUUCAUCUUCAGAUCACAAUCUCACUAGACGUUCAGGGAAUUACGGACCUACCUUGUGGGAUUUUGAAUAUCUUCAGUCCAUACACAAUGAUUAUGUGGUAAAGAAGUAUAUGAAGCGGUUUAACGAGCUGAAGAAGGAAAUGAAGAACAUAAUGAUAAUGGUUGAGGGAUCACAAGAAGAAUUAGAGAAGUUGGAGCUGAUUGAUAAUUUACAAAGGCUUGGAGUGAGUUAUCACUUCAAGGAAGAGAUCAUGCAAAUUUUGAGGAGCAUAUAUCUAAAUGCAUCCGCAGGAGAUUCAUUAUAUGCCACAGCUUUGAAAUUUAGACUCUUGAGACAACAUGGUUUUCAUAUCUCUCAAGGUAUAUACUGUCUAGAUCGUUUAGAUGUGUGGUGGAAGAGUACAUGCCUUGCAAAAAAGUUGCCAUUUUCAAGGGAUAGAAUUGUUGAAGCUUUCGUUUGGACAGUGGGGACAAUAUUUGAACCUCAAUACAGUUACUGCCGAAGAAUGCUUACAAAGAUCAAUGCUGUUGCUGUAGUCAUAGAUGAUAUUUAUGAUGUCUAUGGCUCUCUUGAUGAGUUGGAACUCUUCACUGAUGCUGUUGAAAGGUUACUAAAAGCGAUUGACUAUCUUCCAGGCUAUAUGAAAGUAUGUUACCUUGUACUCUUCAACACUGUCGCUGACAUUGCAUAUAACGUUCUCAAAGAGCAAGGGAUCAACGUUAUACCCUACCUUAAAAAAUCAUGGGCAGAUUAUUGCAAAGCUUCCUUUCAAGAAGCAAAGUGGCACUUCAAUGGAUAUAAUCCAACUCUGAAAGAAUACAUGGAUAUUGCAUGGAUUUCAAUUGGAGCCCCUAUGUAUUUAGUCCAUGCAUUCAUCUUUGUCACCAACCCAAUUACGAAAGAGGCAUUGGAAUCCUUAAGCAAAUAUCCUGACAUAAUUCGUCACUGUUCUAUAAUUAUUCGUCUUGCCGAUGAUUUAGGGACAUCAUCGGAUGAAAUGAAUAGAGGUGAUGUUCCCAAGUCAAUUCAAUGUUACAUGAACGAAAAUGAUGCUUCUGAAGAAGAGGCAAGAGAACACAUUAAUCAUUUGAUAAAGGAGAUGUGGAAACUGAUAAACACUGGUCUACAUGAAAACUCGUUAUUUUCUGAAACAUUGAUUGGAUGUGCAGUAAAUGUUACAAGAACUGCACAGUGCAUAUACCAACAUGGAGAUGGACAUGGAAUUCAAAAUUCUGAGAUUAAAAGUCGCAUUUCCGAAUUACUUUUCGAGCCCACCAAAAUCUCAAUUCCAUGA
Messenger RNA from Nicotiana tabacum (common tobacco), 1473 nucleotides. The record is from RefSeq and is a predicted model, not a curated record. Lineage: Eukaryota; Viridiplantae; Streptophyta; Magnoliopsida; Solanales; Solanaceae.